UUCUGAUAUUUUCGUAAUCGAGUAGGCAGAGUUUCUCUUCGUGUAGCUCUCAAUGGACAGUCAGGAGACUAUAAAGAACAAUAAAUGGCGCAAUAAAAAGCAGAGAAAGGAGUCGGAAAAGUAAAGAAGGGAGACUAAUUAGAAGUUUAUAUGCCUGCUUCUCUCUCCACUUAGUUCUGAGUAGAGAGGAGGAGAGGAGAGGGGAGUUGGAUGGCGGAUGAAAGCUUUGGCCUUUGUGAUUGUUUGUUAGAAGGCUGAAGUCGUUAGAUUUGCGGUUUCUUCCUCUUUUUCUUUUUUCUGAAACUGUUUGCUUUUAGUUUGUGAGGUUGUUUGUUGUUUUCCCGGGAAGACUGACAGGGAGCAGAGAGCAGGUGUACUCCAUGGAGGGAGCAUGAUGGGGUCUCUGCUGCUGAAUGCUGGUGUGGAGAAUGCCUACUUAUAGAAGACAACCAUAGAAGCCAUGGCAAUGGCUUUGUAAGGAGAUGUGACUUCGGGAGUUAAUUGAAGGAAUUUGGAUGUUGGGGUUUGAGCCUUCUUGAAUGAUCAAGCGUUGGAUCUUAAACAAGUUUUUAAAGAAAAUCAAAUCAAAUCUGACGAAAGAAAAUCGCAUUCAUUAAACGCAUGGAGUAAUGUUUACGGUGUCAGUUUAGUGCUCGUGGUUGUCUCCCCUUUAUAAUUAUUGCUCGCUGGCCUACACAGUGCUUUGUUCUUCAUCUUCGUCCAUCAGUCCACUCUCUGAUUCCAUGUCUUGUGUUAUCUGCUAAGAAAAAGUUGAAGAGACGUUUCUUCUGCUUUCUGUCUUCUGCCUCAAUUUGCGUUGAGAAGAAGAGUUUCUUGUUCUCCAUAUUCUGAAACUUUUAUCGAAGUCGUGUUUUUGAAUUUAAGAAGAUGAAGUUUAUGAAGCUUGGUUCGAAGCCCGAUUCCUUCCAAACAGAUUGCGACAACAAUAUGUUUGUGGCAACUGAGUUGGCGAGUGACAUCAUUGUAAAAGUGGGAGAUGUGAAGUUUUUUCUACACAAGUUCCCCCUUCUGUCAAAGAGCAAUCUCAUGCAAAAGCUGGUGGUUUCUGCUAGCGAAGAAAACAUUGAUGAGAUUCACAUCCCCGACAUUCCAGGAGGACCUGCUUCCUUCGAAAUAUGUGCCAAGUUUUGUUACGGCAUGGUCGUUACCCUCAAUGCUUACAAUGUCGUCGCCGUGCGUUGCGCGGCGGAGUAUCUCGAAAUGCACGAGACAGUCGAGAAAGGCAAUCUCGUCUAUAAAAUCGAAAUCUUCCUGAGCACCGGCAUCUUGCGGGGAUGGAGAGACUCCAUCCUUGUCCUUCAGAGCACUACAUCUCUGCUACCAUGGUCUGAGGACCUCGAGUUAGUAAGCCACUGCAUUGACUCAAUAGCUUCCAAGGCUUGCAUGGAUAUUUCUAAGGUUAACUGGUCAUACACGUACAGCAGAAAGAGAUUGAUCAGUACUGAAAAUGGUAUUAGAGGACAGCAGUCUGGGCCGAAGGAUUGGUGGAUUGAGGACUUAUGCGAGCUUGAUUUGGAUUUAUAUUCAAGGGUUUUAUCAGCCAUUAAGGCAAAGGGGAGAGUGUCGCAAAAGGUGAUAGGGGAAGCACUGAAAGCUUAUGCUUAUAGAAAACUUCCAGCUUUUGGGAAAGCCAAAGCGGCUGAAAGAUGCAAUUUUGUGAAAAGUGCGUCGAUUUUAGAGGCUAUUGUUGGGCUAUUGCCAUCAGAGAAAGGCUCGGUUUCAUGCAGGUUCCUUCUCAAGCUACUGGGAAGUGCAACAAUGCUGAAUUGCAGUGAGAUUAUAAAGAUGGAUUUGGUGAAGAAGAUUGGAAGGCAGUUAGACGAAGCACAUUUGUCUGAUCUAUUAUUUCCUGCUCUUGGAGAGGAAGAAGACACAAUUUAUGAUGUGCAAAUGUUUCUUAGUAUAGUGAGGGAGUUUGUUCUGGCUGAGAGACAGGAACCAGAUCUUGUUUUGCAUGGCACAAAGAUAGCUGUUGGGAAAUUGGUUGAUGGAUAUCUAGUGGAGAUUGCGAAGGACCCUAAUCAGUCCCUCACAAAAUUCAUGGAACUUGCUAAUAUAAUACCAACUGAUGCAAGGCCAGUGCAUGAUGAACUCUACCAGGCCAUUGAUUUAUAUAUGAAGGAGCACCAAGAACUCAGCAAGAGUGAAAGAAAGAAGCUUUGCAGCAUCAUGGAUUGCAGAAAGCUUUCCCCGGAGGCCAGCGCUCAUGCUAUACAGAAUGAGAGUCUUCCACUGCGUGUGGUGGUGCAGGUCCUCUACUUUGAGCAGCAAAGAGCAACCGCCCCUCCGGCCACCACAUGCAAUGGCUGCUCCGGCACCGCCGAGAUCGGAAGCGGCUCCAACGGAAGCCUGAGAUCAGUCGUAACAGAGGAGAACAUGGACUCUGUACCAACAGUUGAAGACAUUAAAUCCUUGAAGAGCAUGGUGUUGGUUAAUGGUGCAAUGAAGGCCGGCCAUAGGAACAGCAGUGGUGAUUCGAACAAAGCCAGCAAGGACAAAGGUAGCGAGAGGGUGAAGGCCAUUGCCAUGCCGAAGAAGAUAUUUGGGAAGCUGUUACCGAACAAGGGAGGCAGUGGCUCUGAUACCACAGGCAGUCCAGAUUUGGAGAAACCAGAAGAGUCAAAGUCUACUCCAUUAAGGAAUAGAAGGCAUUCUGUUUCAUAGUAGAGCUGCUUAUUUAUUUGAAAGAAGCAGUGGUUCUUUGGUAGGCGAGUAAGGAUAUAUUACAUGUAUUAUAGAGAGAAAAAAGAAGUAAAUUUGCACUUUUUAAGUUUAUGAGAAAUUGUAUGAAUUCUCAUCAUUUGUAUAAUUAACUGUUG
Messenger RNA from Phalaenopsis equestris, 2840 nucleotides. Its product is annotated as BTB/POZ domain-containing protein NPY4-like. Gene Ontology annotation, molecular function: protein binding. The record is from RefSeq and is a predicted model, not a curated record. The coding region runs from base 889 to 2685 and encodes 598 amino acids. NCBI's taxonomy places the organism in Eukaryota, Viridiplantae, Streptophyta, Magnoliopsida, Asparagales, Orchidaceae. The transcript has 5 exons.